This is a messenger RNA of Oryzias melastigma (Indian medaka), 2264 nucleotides long. It is a transcript of the gene cd226, whose product is annotated as CD226 molecule. The coding region runs from base 283 to 1338 and encodes 351 amino acids. The transcript is spliced from 6 exons. NCBI's taxonomy places the organism in Eukaryota, Metazoa, Chordata, Actinopteri, Beloniformes, Adrianichthyidae. The record is from RefSeq and is a predicted model, not a curated record. Gene Ontology annotation, biological process: positive regulation of mast cell activation; positive regulation of immunoglobulin mediated immune response; positive regulation of T cell receptor signaling pathway. Gene Ontology annotation, cellular component: external side of plasma membrane.
ACAUCCUGUAAUUUUGACAUAUAGUCGAAAAAACACUAUAAAACAUCCCUUUAGUUUAAGCCUGUUUAUUAAAAAUACCUAUAAAGAGACAUUUUUUGUUAUUAUUUUCCUUUUAAGUCACCCAUUUGCUCCCAGUGCUGCUGCUGUAGAAUCAGGCUAACAGGAGGAGGAGAAGCCCACUAUCUGUAGUGGUUUUAGCCACAGAGUGAGGAGGAAGUGCAGCUCUGGUGCCUCUUCACGCCUCUCAUCAAUGCAGCUUUCAUUCUCUCUCGGCGGGGCAAAAUGGAAGCUGUACAAAAGGACCGCUGGUACUUACUGGUACUCCUCUUUCUCACUUUUAUCAAAGUUGCUCUGCUGCAGAGAGAAGUGGAGACGGUUCGGCUGGAGGAGGGGAUGGUUCUCAGCUGCUUGUGUCCCUGGAAGGGGAACCUCAGCAUGGUGUCUUGGACGAAAACGUUCGAAAACAAUCCGGUGGCUGUGUUCCAUCCGGAGUUUGGCAAGUCCUUUUCCCACCGCUACAGAGACAGAGUGGAGUUCCUGAGGACCUCGCCUCUGGACGGGAGCAUUUCCAUAAAGAACGUCACCCAUCAGGACAUCGGGAACUACCAGUGUUCUGUCCAGACGUUCCCUCAGGGACCGUGGACCACAGACAUUCAGGUGGAGGAUUUAGAUGAACCUCCAAGCUUCAACAUCACAGAUACUGCUCUCCCAGAGGAGGCCCUGGCAGUCGCACAACUGGUAGAAGAGGAGAACAACGCGACCAUCAGGUGUAUUCAGCCUCACAACGUAACCAUCUACCAGGUGAUUCUGGAGAGGAAGCUGCGUGAGCACAUCUGGAACAUUAUUGGUGUCUGCAAGCAAGUGGAGGGAGGCCUGGUGAGUGAGGACUACAGCGACAGAGGCAGAGUGGACUGCGCCGACAGCCUGGAAGUCAGCCUGCACCUCACUGGUAUCGCACAGGAAGACAGUGGUUUCUAUCGCUGUACUUUUAAUACAGAUGUGGGCGUGCGGACCUACACCAUGAAGCUCAACGUUUCCACUCCAGGCGGAUUCAGCUUGAAACUAUACAUGAUGUACGUUUACAUUGGAGCUGGAGCUUCUGCAGUUCUCCUCCUCAUCGUCAUUCUCAUACUAGCAAUGAGGCGCAGAAAGCAAAGCAGGCGGGUGGAGUAUCGAGUCAAGCUGCACCCGUCUCAGAAACAGCCCAACGUCUAUGAGAACGUAGCUGUGUUCCCGCGGACCACAAAGAAGGCCGGCCAGUUGAGAAACAAUCCGGUCUAUGCCAACCUGCAGGCCGUGCGCUCGCUCCAAACUAGGCGUCAGAACAGACCGCUGUAGCCAAGCGUGUGAGAAGGUACUUCCUGCCUUCCCCAGCUGUUCGGCCACAUCGGUUAGGACUCCUCUGAUCAGACGCAGGAAGGAGUUAACAAGCUCUGAAAGCUGACAGGGCUGUCGGGGACGCUCUGACUAAUUAAAUGCGGUGUGUGAUUACUGUUGAGGAAACAUUUGUUGUUUUUUGGCACAACAGUACUUGACAGUGAGCGCCGUGCAGAGGAGGAGACAAAAGGCCGUGUUAUCAUUCUUUUCACUCCUCUAACCCCGAGUAAACCCAUUGACAAAAGCCUGUGUAAUUGUCCCCCUUUCACUCGCAUCCUUCCUGGUUUCCAUUCAAACCUUGACAAUAGUGUCUAAUCAUCUAACUGGAAAAGAAAAAAGAAGAAGCAGUCGCUCAGGAAUGCAUCACAUUCAGACUUCUGCUUCCCCGACCCAAUGGGUUUCCUUGUCUAGGAUGACUGCUUUCUAUUUGCAGCCUGCUCUCGGUGUGAAAUCUAAACUCUAAUUAGCAAAAUCCUGGGCUGCAGCUCCUUAUGCUGUGUGGAUUGAUGUGAAAAGUCACUUUUUUGUGAUGAUUUGUCAGAUGUUUUCUAGUCCUUUUGUACAUAAGUGUGUAAGGUUUGUGUAAUCACAUUCAUUUAUCUCCGUAGAAGUGGAGGCAGUGGCACAGACAGUAAUGGAAAUGCGGUAAUCUGAGGACACGGUAGAAAUGUGGAGCGUAAUGGGACAUUAAUGUGGAACCACAAGUUUUUUUUUCUUCUUCCUGGUUACGAGGAAACUGCAGAAGCCUCACGUUUGACUGGAAUGAUGAUGAUUGUGAUUCUGUACUUGUGAUCACAAAAAGUGAAACUGAUGUGUCUGGCUGUUGAUGACUCCUUGUGGCAAAAAAAAAAAAAACAGUGUUGGGUGAAUUUCCUGCAAAAAAAAAA